Rasamsonia emersonii CBS 393.64 is the source of this 450-nucleotide messenger RNA. RefSeq lists its product as uncharacterized. Bases 1 to 450 code for a protein of 149 amino acids. The record is from RefSeq and is a predicted model, not a curated record. The transcript has 13 exons. NCBI's taxonomy places the organism in Eukaryota, Fungi, Ascomycota, Eurotiomycetes, Eurotiales, Trichocomaceae.
AUGUAUCGUAACUAUCAUGAUGAAAUGAACGUCAUUUCUAAUGCAGGACAGAGGCCAAAACGCCCGCACGGGUUAUCCUUGUAUUUAGAUCCGAAGAGAGAACUGCGAUCAAUCGAUCGAACGAACGAUAUAUUGUACCUACCUACCUAUUUACCUACUAGGGAAGGUAAUAGUGUUAGCCAGGUGUCUCAGAGCGAGAAAAUUUUAGAGAUGGACGGCAAUAAGUGCCUAAGAUCUACUUACAAGACUUGUAUCUUGGAUAAGUGGGGUACAUUAUACCCUAUCCAGUUGGUACUAACGACCUACCUAAGAAAGAAAGAAAGCAACGAAACCAAUCGAAUCAACUAUCCUAUAUCUUCACGGCUAUCCCGAUCGGCACCAAAGUCGAAUCCAGUCCAGUCCAGUCCGUCCUGUUGCACGGACGCCGUACUUCUGGACCCCCGGCCCUAA